AUUUUAGGUGUCUUCAUUUAGCUAGAUAAGAAACUUAAGAAAUAAAGAAAAAAAUUUAAAUUUUAAAUUAAAAACUCAUAUAAUCCUUUAAAUUAGAUGAUAUUCAAUUUGAGACGCUUAAUUUGAUAUGGAGGAAGUAUGGCUCAAGCAUUUCUCAUCAAUCCACUCACGUUUCCCUUCAAAACCAUUUAAAAAAGAAAAAGGAAAACAAGAAAGAAAAAAAUUGAGAAAAGAAUUAUAACAUCAGAAAUCGAACUCUCAAAAUUCGCAUAGACAAAAGAGUAAAAGUUCAGAGUCAUCAACUAAUCUAGUAAGAUUCUUCACGUUUCCUUGUCUACUAUUUGUACUUCCACAAGUGUUCCAACUUCAGUUCACAGGAUAAUUCUGAAUUCACUCUGCAGCCAUGGAACAAAAACAACCACACCCCAAAACUGAUAACUUUUCUAUAGCGGUUGAUUACGAUCACAAAGCCACAGAAUUCCGCCCAUUCUCACUAUCUUCACCUCACAUGCGAGCUUUCCACCUCGCAUGGCUCUCACUCUUCUCCUGCUUCUUCUCAACUUUUGCAAUUCCUCCACUUCUCGAAGUCAUUCGUAAAGACCUCAAUCUCACCCAAACUGACAUCGGUAGAGCCGGAAUCGCUUCCUUCAUCGGUUCCAUUUUCUCCCGUCUCGCUAUGGGACCCGCAUGUGACAUGUUCGGUCCACGUAUUGCCUCUGCCACCCUGUCCCUUCUCACUGCCCCCAUAGUUCUCUCUACUUCUCUAAUCUCCUCCGCAAAUAGCUUCAUACUAGUUCGAUUUCUCAUUGGAUUUUGCCUUGCAAAUUUCGUUGCAAGUCAGUUUUGGAUGAGCUCAAUGUUCUCUGGAUGUGUUGUUGGACUUGCUAAUGGAUUUGCUGCUGGUUGGGCUAAUGUAGGCUCUGGCAUGACACAAUUAGCCAUGCCGCUUGUGUAUACUAUGUUCACAAAUUGCUUAAACAUUCCUUCGUACAUUUCGUGGCGUAUAGCGUUCAUUUUCCCAGCAAUUUUCCAAGCGGGGACCGCAAUUUUGGUCCUCGUAUAUGGCCAGGACUUGCCUGAUGGGAACUACAAACGUAAGAUUACAAAUAAACAAAGUGAAAAUUUGUGGAGCGUAGUUUUCAACGGGCUAAAGAAUUACAGGGGAUGGAUAUUGGGAUUAACGUAUGGAUUCUGUUUCGGAGUUGAAUUAACUACGGAUAACAUAAUAGCGGAGUAUUUUUACAAUAGAUUUCAUGUGAAUAUUGAUAUGGCAGGGGCAAUUGCGGCGAGUUUUGGGCUAGCAAAUUGUGUGUCGAGGCCUGUUGGUGGGAUUAUUUCAGAUAAAAUGGGGAAGAGAUUUGGGAUGAGAGGGAGGUUGUGGAGUUUGUGGGGGGUGCAGACGGUGGCUGGAUUGACGUGCGUGCUGCUUGGUCGAGUGAAUACAGUAGGGCCGUCUGUUCUUGUUAUGGCUUGUUUUUCUCUGUUCGUUCAAGCUGCUUCUGGACUCACGUUUGGCAUUGUGCCCUUCGUAUCCAAAAGGUCGUUAGGAGUGAUAUCAGGCAUGACAGGAAGCUGUGGGACAUUAGGCGCAGUGAUAACACAGCUCCUGCUAUUUUCAGGUUCCACAAAAUUCUCCACCCAAACAAGCAUAUCAAUUAUGGGCCUAAUGAUGCUUGUCUUCACUCUGCCUAUUACACUCAUCUACUUUCCCAGGUGGGGUGGAAUGUUUUGUGCUUCUUCAAUUGAUGAAGAAGAUGAUGAAAACUACCACCUACUAAAUUAACAAUCACGUUGGAUGCAGAAGUUAAAUUAAGUGUUAAAUUAAAGUAUAUGUGAGAAGUAAGUUGUAUAGCUAGGAUUUUAAAUAGCAAUUUGUAUCAUGUAUACUUAGUUAUGUAUUAAAACGGGUAGUUAGUUAUGUAUUAAAAUGGGGUAUGGAGUGUUUAUAAUGCACUUAUAGUCUCAAUUUAAUGUUAAGACUUAAUUUGGAACGUCCAUGAAAUAAUUGGUGUGAGAAUGUAAUCUCUUCAUUAUUAAAUAUUAGUUAUGAAUUUAUAUUAAU
Molecule: messenger RNA, 2062 nt
Organism: Capsicum annuum
Lineage: Eukaryota; Viridiplantae; Streptophyta; Magnoliopsida; Solanales; Solanaceae
Product: high affinity nitrate transporter 2.7
Exons: 2
Coding region: 404-1783 (459 amino acids)
Biological process (GO): transmembrane transport
Molecular function (GO): nitrate transmembrane transporter activity
Source: RefSeq, a predicted model, not a curated record